Molecule: messenger RNA, 8103 nt
Organism: Prinia subflava (tawny-flanked prinia)
Lineage: Eukaryota; Metazoa; Chordata; Aves; Passeriformes; Cisticolidae
Gene: TRIM37
Product: tripartite motif containing 37
Exons: 26
Coding region: 193-3174 (993 amino acids)
Biological process (GO): negative regulation of centriole replication; protein autoubiquitination
Cellular component (GO): aggresome; peroxisome
Molecular function (GO): zinc ion binding; ubiquitin protein ligase activity; ubiquitin protein ligase binding
Source: RefSeq, a predicted model, not a curated record
GCGCAUGCGCAGCGCGGGCGGGGCGGGGCGGCCGCGCUGCCGCGGUCACGGCCCGGCGGGUGCGCGGGGCAGGAGCGCGGAGUGCGCUCCUCAAAACCCUUCGAUCCCGGAGCUUCCGCUCCUCACCCGCGGGGAACGACAGGGAGGCCGGGGAUAGCCGUCCCUCCUCCCGCCGCUGGCGGAGCCGCAGCCAUGGACGAGCAGAGCGUGGAGAGCAUUGCCGAGGUGUUCCGAUGUUUUAUUUGUAUGGAGAAGCUGCGGGAUGCCCGCCUGUGCCCUCACUGCUCCAAGCUCUGCUGUUUCAGCUGCAUCCGGCGUUGGCUGACUGAACAAAGAGCUCAGUGCCCUCAUUGCAGAGCCCCGCUGCAGCUCCGGGAGCUCGUCAACUGUCGCUGGGCAGAGGAGGUCACCCAGCAGCUGGACACCCUUCAGCUCUGCAGCCUCACCAAGCACGAGGAGAACGAGAAGGACAAGUGUGAAAACCAUCAUGAGAAGCUCAGUGUUUUCUGCUGGACCUGCAAGAAGUGUAUCUGCCACCAGUGUGCACUUUGGGGAGGAAUGCACGGAGGGCACACUUUUAAACCACUGGCAGAGAUCUACGAGCAGCACGUCACAAAAGUAAAUGAAGAAGUGGCAAAGCUGAGGAGGAGACUGAUGGAAUUGAUCAGCUUGGUGCAGGAAGUGGAGCGGAACGUGGAGGCCGUGCGCAGCGCCAAGGACGAGCGCGUGCGCGAGAUCCGCAACGCCGUGGAGAUGAUGAUCGCCCGCCUCGACACCCAGCUCAAGAACAAGCUCAUCACUCUCAUGGGUCAAAAGACAUCACUUACUCAAGAAACUGAACUUCUGGAAACCCUGCUUCAAGAAGUAGAACAUCAGUUACGGUCCUGCAGCAAGAGUGAGCUGAUAUCCAAAAGCUCAGAGAUCCUGAUGAUGUUCCAGCAGGUCCACCGGAAGCCCAUGGCCUCAUUUGUCACCACUCCUGUCCCCCCAGACUUCACAAGUGAAUUGGUUCCAGCCUAUGACUCAACUACAUUUGUCUUGGAAAACUUCAGCACCUUGAGGCAGCGAGCAGAUCCUGUGUACAGCCCUCCCCUGCAGGUGUCAGGACUGUGCUGGAGAUUAAAAGUUUACCCGGAUGGAAAUGGAGUAGUUCGGGGCUACUACCUGUCAGUGUUCCUGGAGCUGUCUGCUGGAUUGCCAGAGACAUCCAAGUACGAGUACCGUGUAGAGAUGGUUCACCAGUCCACCAACGAUCCCACCAAAAACAUCAUCCGGGAAUUCGCCUCUGAUUUCGAGGUUGGGGAGUGCUGGGGGUACAAUCGCUUCUUCCGCCUGGACCUGCUGGCCAACGAGGGCUACCUGAACCGGCAGAACGACACCGUCAUCCUCAGGUUCCAGGUGCGCUCCCCAACCUUCUUCCAGAAGUGCCGGGAUCAGCACUGGUACAUUGCUCAACUGGAGGCAGCUCAGACAAGUUACAUCCAGCAAAUAAAUAACCUCAAAGAAAGGCUGGCGAUUGAACUGUCCCGGACUCAGAAAUCCCGAGGGGUUUCCCCUCCAGACACUCAUCUCAGUCCCCAGAAUGAUGAGGGCUCAGAGACAAGAGCAAAGAAACCUGGACAGAGCAUUGAGGCACUGCUUGAGAAUUUCACUGCUCCAGGAUUAGCAAGGGAGAACAAGGAGGAGGAGGAAGAGAAGACGCAGCAGGAAGACUUUAAUCACGAGCUCUCAGAUGGUGACCUGGAUAUAGAUCUUGCUGGAGAAGAUGAGGUGAACCACCUCGAUGGCAGCAGCUCCUCAGCAAGUUCAACAGCAACCAGUAACACUGAAGAAAAUGAUAUUGAUGAAGAAACUAUGUCUGGAGAGAAUGAUGUGGAGUACAGCAGCACCAUGGAGCUGGAGGAUGGAGAUCUCAUGGAGGAUGCAGCAGCUGCUGCCACUCCUGGAGCAUCAGGUACCAGCCACAGCUACAGCAGUGCCAGUGGGAGACCCUCCCGGCGGGGAGCCAGCGCCCUGGGCUCCACAGCCAGCAGCAGCUUGCUGGACAUAGAUCCCCUCAUUUUAAUCCACUUGCUGGACCUGAAAGACAGAAAUGGCAUGGAAAACCUCUGGGGCCUUCAGCCACGUCCUCCUGCCUCUCUUCUGCAGAACAGAGCCUCGUCCUAUUCCCUGAAGGACCGAGAGCAGCGGCGGCACCAGGCCAUGUGGAGGGUGCCCCCAGACCUGAAGAUGCUGAAAAGGCUCAAGACGCAGAUGGCAGAAGUUCGGAGCAAGAUGUCUGAUGUGAAGAACCAGCUGUCAGAAGUGAGGAGCAGCAACGCUGCCUCAGGGGAGGGACAGCCCAGCUUCUUCUCCAUCGAGCAGGGGGCCCUGGCUGCCUGUGGCACUGACAGCUGCAGCAAGCUGCAGGAGAUAGGGAUGGAGCUGCUGACCAAGUCUUCAGUCACCAGUUGUUACAUAAGGAAUUCUGCCAGUAAGAAAAGUGCCUCAGCCAAGCCCCUGCGCUCGGGAGCGGCCGGGAGCCUGUCCCUGAGGAGAGCCAUGGACAGCGGGGACGGCCACCUGCGCCUCAAAGGGGACAGCCACGCUGCUGAGGGCCUGGGGAGCUCCAAGCUGAGUGCUCGGCCCCACGCUCGCGCCCUGGCCGGCCCCGGGGCCGCCGAGGCGCUGCCCAAGCAGGAGGAGAGAACCUGUGAGGGAUCAGACUCUGAGCUGGGAGCUGCUGGCUUGGCUGCUGCAGAGAAGAACAGAAAAGUUGCUGCUCUGGGCUCAAGCUCCAAGGGAUGUCGAGGAGAAGGAGCCCAGUCUGGCCUGGAGAGCAGCUCUGAGCCCGGGGAGCUGCCGGGGCCGGGCCCUGAGGGCGCCUCUGCAGCACCAGAGGAAGCUGGGGUGUGCCAGAAGCACGUCCUUCACCUGCUGCCAGGCAUGAGCAGUGACAGUGACAUCGAAUGUGACACGGAAAACGAGGAGCAGGAAGAUGCCACCUCUCCCUCAGAGGUGUUCAACCAGGCCUUCUCUGUCCAGCCCUCCAGUGAAGGAAUGUGCUUCCAGCAGUUGAGUGGAGCCUCAGAAAGUCCUCUGGUUAAGCUUUCACUCCCAGUCCAGUGGAUCAAAGCUGUGAGGCCAAGGAGAGCACUCCUCGGUGUUACCAGACGGGGAUCAGGCCGCUCCUGACGAGCUCAGCUUUGUCCCUGCAGAUGACAGCACCAGGUAGAGCGUGGGCUGGAGGCCUGAAGAGCCACGCUCAUCCCUGGGAGAGGUGUGUGCAUUCCCUGGAGCUGAGCCCGAGCCCGUGCCCUCUCCACUCUGGCAAUCGUGGUUCUUCUGCCGUUGUCCCAGCCCUGCCCCCGGGUUGGCACAAGGACCUUGGCAGGCCUGGCACUGAGGGGUGGCACUGAGGGGUGGCACUGCUGCUCCAGCUGCUCUGAGGAGCUGUGGGGAAGGUGCUGAGCCCCAUCCCGGGGGAUGAGGGUCCUGCUGUGCCACUGGAAUGGGUGGCUGUCCUUUGGAAUGCUGGGGUGGCUCCAGAGCUGGGGAAAGCAGCCACCACUCCGAUUGUUUGCCCCAAUUGGUGACGUGGACCAACCACAGCCAUUGCCAAACUCUUUGUUCGUUGCAUUUUGAGCUGCUGCAGUCCUUGUGAAGCUCCUCUGAGAGCUGAUGCCUGGUUAGUGACAAAGCAUGAGCCCUGUCAGAACCUGCCUGGUGUUGUUCUCGUGUGGCUGCCUGUGUCCGUGUGAAUGUGCUCUACAACUCCUAGUUUAAAACUGUUUGCACUUUGUUAAUAAAAUGAAUGUUGAAAUCUGAAUUUUAGGUGUUUUGUGCGUGGAUAAGUAAAAGGGUGGAGGCUGUCAGGGUCAGCUCCCCUUGCUGCAAUGCCUGGCUGCACAUGGAGGGACUUUUCCCUGCCAUCCACCUGUCACUUUUUCCCUUAAUUAUUCAGUGAAAAGCACUUAAACCCCUCAGGGAUUCUGUUUGUAGAAGCCAGACUAAAUUCUUAAAUCUCCUUGAUUCGAACAGGAAUGGAGAAGGACACAGAGUUUUCUCCAAAGCUCUGCUCAGCUGCAGAGGGAGCAGAUCCUGCGCCUGUGCUGAGCCUGGAGGGGGCCAGGGCCAGGCCCACAGCCUGUGGAGGUGCCUGUGAGUGUUUGGGGCUGUGCUGGUCCCUGCACAGCUCGGUCACUGCAGGCAGUCAGGGAGCUCUGCCCCUGCUUUAGUCCCACUGAGAGGCCCAGGCUGAGGGAAAUGACUGCUGAGGCACAGGGGCUGCUCUGGAGCUCGUGUCCAGCUGCUGCAGGGGCAAAGAGGAGCUGUUGCUUUGCUCCCCUUUUAUGGACACCUUAUUCAGAGCUGCUUUGGAAAGAGCAGGGGGGAAAGGGGCUGGGAAGGCGCUGCUCUCCUUGGGCUGUGCUACAGCAGUCCCCUCCCUUUGGGCUGCAACAGGCCCUGAGAGCUCAGCAGAGCAACUCCAGUUCCAUAUCCCACAAAGGAAACCCCUUUCAGCACACUGAAGGCACAGCUGCUCGCUGCCUUUGGAAGCUCUUCAAUAACCAGACUAUCUGAAGUGUGGUUUAAAUUACUGUUUUAUUAAGAUAUUGGUAAAACUUCAACAGUUUUUCCUGUAUAAACAGCUUUCAUAAAUAAAAUAUGGAUGACUAAUACAUGGUUAGAACUAAACUGGCGGGUAGAACUGUAGAACAAGAUUGCAAAUGGAAAAGUCCCAACACUUGUACAUGAUUUAGCUUGAAUUUAUUCACUUCAUAAAGAACAUGUUUGAUGAACAAGGUACUACAGAAAGGUCAGCAGGAGCAGCCAGGAGCUGAGACCGCGCCUGGCCACGAGCAGCAGCACUCGGGGUGAGCUCAGCCACCUCCCCUGUUCUCGUCCCGAGGUGUCUUCAGAGGGAAGGAGAGGAGGAACCGGACACGACAGGGGUUGAACGAGACCCUGACAGGUGGGGGUUGUUUGUCUUUAAUGCUGGCAAGGGCUGUGCCAUGGCCGGGGCCAGGCCUGCAGAGGGGCGCGGACGUCCGAGUCCGAGGUCGUGCUAGUGCUUCCUUUUUAUUGCACAUGAUACGAGGGGAGAAAGUUUUGUUCCUGUUGCAAAGAGGAUGUGAAUUAAAGAAAGAUUGCCCUAAAUUACAGACAUGAACAAAGCUGCAGUAUCCCCUUGGAUGGCUUUGUUUAUGUGACUAAGUGCCCAGUGAAGAAGUUGUGCUAAAACAGAUUUAGACCUUAAUUUAGACCAAUCUUUCUCAUUUUGCUUUAUUCCCACAGAAUCGUGGGGUGGGGAGGAUUUGGUGAGGAGAGAGUGGACCUGAACUACAGCAGCCACGUCUGUGCACACAACUCCUUGUGCCUCAUCUGCCCACGGGACAAGUGACACACAGUGCUCCAAAAACAGGCGGAGUUUCUAGGAUGAUGCACCACCAGAAACGUGGUGUAAGUCAAAGUCUGCUUGGACAUUGUCCUCCAGCGCUGCCGCGCUCAGCAGCUCGGCCAGGGAACGGUUUUCACUCGCAAGGACAAUGGAUGGCACUUCCAGGUAAGGAAAAAUUCCACACGUGCCUUUCCACCCACCUCUGGUGCAAACGGGGUGGGUGAAGAGCUCCCUGCUCUGUGCUGUUCUCUCUGCACCGCACGCGUGGCUCGGGGUCGGAAAAGCGCUCACAGUGAAGAGCUGAGGGGUGAGUUCUGAGCAGCUCCAGGCAAAGCAGCCCCGAGCCCCUUCCUCAAAACCAACCAAAACACAACAAAACUCAAGUUGCCACUGCUACCUCCUGGUUCUGCAACCACCACGUCGACCGAGAGGGAUGCGGGGUUGUGUGAACGCGCAAAAGGGAUACUUCAGCUCUUUAUUGGAAAGAUUCGUUGUACAAAUUUUCACCACCACUAAGAUACACGAUAAAAAUACAAAACACAGGUCACAGACUGAAUCUCAGUAUCAACAGUUAAUAAAUACAAUGAGAUAGUUCUCUAUUAGCCUAAUAUUUUACACUGUCACCAGAUAGACGAUCAAGGUACGAGAUACAGAACAUUUAGAUACUGUUAGAGAGGGAUUAUUGCUUACGUCAGCAAGCAGCAGAUAAGGGCACAGGAGUUUGAACUGAAGGAGCUACUUCCUAUCACCAGUGGCAUUAAGAGAAAACACUGCAUUUCACAAGCACUGCUUUUUGUCUAGUGUGUAGAAUCAAGAGCAGCAUAAUCAGACCAAUAACCACUACUUUUAAUAUUAUAGAACUUUAAAGGACUUACCUUACAAAUGGUUCCUAUCUACUCUAUAAAUAUGCAGUUAGUGAAGAAAUGAACACUUGCUCUAUCUAUACAAUGGUUUUACCUGACCACACUGCAACUACAAUGGUGGAUUUUUUUUUUUUUCUCCUAGCAAGAUAAAUGGGAUGAGUCGCAGAAUUACCAUUUAUGAAUCCACACCUAAAAAUGCUAGAUCCUUCCCAAAACAGCACACAUGCAGUCCAGUGCUCUUCAACUGCUCCUGCAGACUGGGAAGAAGUUUUGUCAUCCGUGACGGGUUUGCAUUCUAAUUUACUCACAUCAAGAAUUGCACUUACACCACCUUUCUCUCCGGAACACGACAGUCAGCUAAAGAUGGACUUUCAGUGAGUCAUUAUUACUGUGAAUAAUUUAAAACAAAGGCACCGCAGAGAUGCCCCAGAGUUGCAUAUUUUACCAUUUCAUGGUUCCUCAAAUUUCCUCGGUAAAUCUGACUUGGAACAGAAGCUGCAGCUAAAGAGAACAUUGACAACAGCUAAGGCAGAAGAAGAUGGCAGAUAAGAGCCAAUGAUCCCGUAAGAUUAAAACAAAGUCUGAAAAAGAUCAAAGGAAUCUAAAGCCACACUCCAACUCCUGGUUGCUCACAAAGCCUUUUGCUGUUCAUCAGAUUGCUUUUAAAAUAGUGCAUCAAAGAGAGAAGCAGCAGAAAUUGGCAGAAUUCAAGCCUCGCCAUCUUGUCGUGUUGAAUAAUUUUCUUGACUACUUAAUAUUAAAAUACUUUGCAAAUUCUAGCUAAACACUAAUACUGCUAUUGUUACUGCUGAAAUGAUAUGAAUUGUUCACUAGGUGCCUAUGAAGAUUUACUGUAUUCAUACUCCUCCCAGUGCAUCCCUGGAACAAGGGGUAGGAACGGGGUCUGGACUUAGUGGAGCUGAUGGGAAUCGCCGCUUAUUUACGUCCCAAUUAGCGGCUCCCCUAAGGGGUGACCUCACCUCGGGAGCGGGGAGGGGCUGGAGCCGCUGCUGAGGCAGGGAGGGGCUGCAGAGCUCCUCCCUGGCCCUGCUGGACCCGGGGGAGAGGAACAGAGCCCUGCCCGGGCACUGAAUUCCAUCCUCUCCGCUGAGCCCAGCGCAGCCCCUGCUCUGCCGCAUCCUCGGCAUUUCCAUCCCCUCUGGGCAUUUCCAUCCCCUCGGGGCAUUUCCAUCCCCUUUGGGGAUUUCCAUCCCCUCGGGGCAUUUCCAUCCCCUCUGGGCAUUUCCAUCCCGUCUGGGCAUUUCCAUCCCCUCGGGGCAUUUCCAUCCCCUCUGCUGUGCCCCUCCUGCUGCCCCCGGGUGGGAAAUGCUGCUCUGGCACCCGGGAAUCCUCACCAGAACCUCACAGCUCAUCCAACAGCUCCUGAUCUCCGCUGGGACAGAGGGUGGGACUGGACACCUCCACGGGUUGGGUUCUUUUAAGACCUGAGAUGAAGUUAAGGUGGGAAGAGGUUGGCUCAAAGCAUUAAGCACAAUCAUGUUCAACUCAUUGAGAACAAUUUCCUAAACUGAGAAAUGAGAAAAAUGCCAAUAUAAGCACCAGAAAGAUACGAAAUUCCCUACACUGCAUCUCCAGCCAUAGAAAAGUUUUCUUCAUACUCCGCAUUUUAUAUUACAUGAAAAAAAAAAAGGUAAAUUAUGAGUCUGUACCUCGAUGGGAGUCUGAGACCAGAGCAGCAGGAGCUUAGUGUGUCCAUUCCUAAGGUACCUGGUAAACCCUGUAUGGCUUUUAGUCGUCUACCUGCAAAAGUGGAUGUAAUUUUCUAAUUCAUCUUAACGCUCACCUGGAAUAAACAGAAAGCAGAACACGAAAAGAAACACAAAAACCCCAAAAAAACCC